Messenger RNA from Meloidogyne enterolobii, 237 nucleotides. NCBI's taxonomy places the organism in Eukaryota, Metazoa, Nematoda, Chromadorea, Rhabditida, Meloidogynidae. The record is from the annotation of a GenBank genome assembly.
AUGCAAAGACAUAAUUUAAUAGACAAUUUGGCAAGAUUUUUAUGGACAAUUCCACCAAUAGAAGAAUAUCGUUAUAGUGAAAGUGUUUUGAAAGCCCAAGCUUUUAUUUCUUUUCAUAAACAUAAUUUUAAAGAAUUAUAUACAAUAUUACAAUCACAUAAUUUCUCUCCUAUACAUCACCCUGAAUUACAGGCAAAAUUUAAAAUAAAUUUAAAUAUUGUUAUUAGUAUUUUGUGA